Molecule: messenger RNA, 3935 nt
Organism: Mugil cephalus (flathead mullet)
Lineage: Eukaryota; Metazoa; Chordata; Actinopteri; Mugiliformes; Mugilidae
Product: dynein axonemal heavy chain 17-like
Exons: 21
Coding region: 419-3790 (1123 amino acids)
Source: RefSeq, a predicted model, not a curated record
CAUAUUAAAGAACACAGGACAUGUCGUGAUAUCAGAUGAUGACAUCACUAUAUUAAAGAAGUUUCCUAAACAUAAAAUAAAAACAGGAAAUUGUUUGUUUGAAAUGUGUUUGUUUUGUUAAAUGUUGAUCGUAUUUACGACGUUUAGCGGAGGUUCCUGAACGCAGCAUUGACGGUGCGUUAAUUUACCGUUAGACAAUAAUUAACGGUUGAAACGGUUUUUGUACGAGGAUCCGGACCAGGACCAGGACCAGGACCAGGACCAGGACCAGGACCGAGUCGAGAACUAGAAACAGAAACUGAACAAGUAUCAGGACUAGAAAUAGGAUCAGACCUACAGACCUAGGACCAGGAGCAGAGAUAGAACCAGAACCAGGUCCAGAGAUCAGGACUAGACCCAGACCCAGACCCAGACCCAGAUGGAGGGUCAGGAGGACGGGCGGCUGGACCCCAUCCGGUCCUUCAGCCUCUCCAGCUUCAGGCUGGGCCCCGAGGUCUGGACUGAGUUCACAUCAGACGAAGACAACGUGGUGACCCUGAACAACUUCUGCAGCAGCCAGGACUUCAGCCACCUCUUCCUCUACUGGGACCGGGACCAGGACCAGGACCCGGGCCAGAACUCCAGAAUCUGCGUGACCCUGGACUUCCCCCCAGGAGUCGCCUCCAAAGUCCUGAGUGUGUCCAAGAGGAGUCGUGAAGCCGUGACCAAAGAAAACGCCAGAAACAUUUUAUCCAUCCAGGAGGUUGAUGGAGGAGACGCCCUGAGCUGCAGCAUCGCCCUCAGCGAGGUGACAUGUGCGUUGCUCAGUGACCCGGAGACGAGCAGCCGCUGGGCUCCAGGUGUAGCUGAGGAGGCCGUGAGGUUCAUGAAGAGGCAGAGGAACGAGGCUCAGGUGAUGAAGGCUCAGGUGGACGGACUCACCUUCCUACCUCAACCUGACUCCGUCAGCCCGGAGGGUCUCAACGAUGACGGGGGACAACAUCUGGUCCACACCUGUGACGGAGUCAUCGUGGAGUGGGCGGAGCUAGUGUCAGAGUUCCUGCAGCAGGACUGGUCCAGACCGGUUCUGGAGGGACUGAAGCCGACGCCCUCUGAGGAGUUUAACUUCUGGUGGAUCCGCCUCAGGAACCUGGACUUCAUCCAGCAGCAGCUGAUGAGUCCGAGUGCUCAGCUGGUGGCGUCCAUCGUCCAGACUGGAGACAGCGUCUACUGGUCCACUCUGAGGGACAUCUACAGGGACGUCCAGGAAGCUCUGCAGGAGGCUGAGGAUGUGACCAGGAACCUGCGUCCAGUCCAGGACAAGCUGAAGGACAUCCAGCACAUGGAGUUCCACCAGCUGAGGGACAACAUGGCCGCCGUGAUGGAGGAGGUGCGUCUGCUCUGGGUCCGGUCUCAGUUCUACUGCAGCCCCUGUAGGAUGGUGGUUCUUCUCCAGGAGAUCUGCAACCUCUUCAUACAAAUGAGCAGGGGGUUCCUGCGAGGACAGGAAGUGAUGCGUGGUCUGGUGUCAGAACCCCGUCUUGUUCUGGAUCAGAUCAGACUGGUGAUACGGACUCUGCAGACUCUGAAAGAGGUCUACGCUCAGAACCAGACUCUGUUGGAUCAGAGCGUCAAGCAGCAGGACUCUGGCAGUCCUGGCUGGGACUUCCCUUCACACCUGGUCUUCUUGCACCUGGACCACUUCCUCAGACGCCUCCACACCAUCCAGGAGGUGUUCAGGAUCACCCUCCAGUUGGAGCAGCUGGACCAGGCGGUUCUGUCCGGAGUCGGUGGGGGGAUGUGGACUGACCUGGUCCAGGAGGUGUACCAGGACUUCCUGGUCCAUGUGAGGCUCCUGUCUGAGUGCAGCUCUGACCCCACAGACCCAGAGGACCAGAGCUUCCAGCUGCACCUGGACCAGUUCCAGUCUCAGGUGUCCCACAUGGAGACUCAGCUGGUGUCAGUCCUCAGCCGGGCCCUGGAGGACUGCAGCAGACCCUGGUCUGGAGCCAAGCUGGUGAAGAUGUUCAGAUUUGUCCUGGACCGGGCCCGGGUCCGGGAUCAGCUGCGUCCUCAGCUGAGCCGGCUGGUGACGCUGGUCCUGAAGGAUCUGGAUCAGGCGGAGCAGGUGUUCCACCACCACAGAGACCGGUCCAGAACCUUCGGUAGGUUCUGUCCCAUGGCUGCAGCUCGACUCAUCUGGACUCAGCAGGUCCAGCGGAGAACUGAAGAGGCUCUGGAGAGCUACCGGACCAUCCAGGACCUGUGUUUGGACUCCCCUGAGGCCCAGCUGGUCCAGCAGAGGGUCCAGCAGGUGGAGGACGUCCUGCAGGACUUCAGGGACUCUGUCCGGUCAAACUGGAGUUCUCAGCUGGACUCGGACUCUGGCUUCAUCCUGAAACACCCUCUGGUCCAGAUCAGGGAGUCCGACCUCCUGGAGGUCAGCUGUAGCCUGAAGGUGGAGGCGGUUCUACGGGGACUCAGGUACGCGAGCAGGGACCAGAACAUGGACCUCCAGCCCCACACAGCCGGACUCUUCAGGACCAGAGAGGACGUCAGAAAGAUCCACCUCCACCUGGGCCACAUGGUGUCCUGCUACAACCAGGUGGUGUCAGACGUCCUACCAGUGGAGCUGCCCCUGAUCCAGGACCAGCUGCAGCACCUGAACCAGACUAUGUCCCAGCUCCAGAGGAGGACCUGGGGCUGUGAAGGUCUCCAACUGCUGGUCCAGCAGACUCAGAAGGUCCUGGACGUCCACGCCAUGGUCAGAGAGGCCAGAGCCAACAUGGCCGCCAUGACACAGCUCAUCCAGCAGGGGUGGGCGGAGCUCCAGCUGCUGCAGCUCUCAGCUGAUUGGCUGUUAGAGGGAACUUCAGAGGAGACCUGCAGCCGCAUCAGAGCUGAUGGACAGGAGCUGCUCAGGCUAACACAGGUCAACAGGAGUCUGUACAGAGCUGACGUGUCCUCUGAGAUGUGGACUUCAUAUGUGGACUACAUGGAUGCUGAGGUCCAGGAUGGACUUCAUCAGCUGAUAUUCAGAGAACUGCACUUCCUGUCUGACCACAUGAACCCACAGACGUCCAGCUCCGCCUUGUUGACCAUCAGUCUCCAGCUGAAGGAGACAGGAAGUGUGUUUGAACCGUCUGUGGGCGUCGGCCUGUCAGACUUCCUGAAAACCAUCAUCAGUGAUGUUUACGCUGCAGCCAAUCAGCUGCCCAGGAUCUCCACAAGUCACCACGGCAACUACCAGGUGUCCCUGCAGCUGGACCCAGAGCUGUCUGCGUUGGAGCAUGAAGUGAUGCAUCAUCUGCAGAAGGUGGAGGAGGAGGCGGAGCAUCUGAGGGCGGGGCUGGACAGGUACUCUCACCUGUGGCAGAGUGACAGGACGACAGCGUUCCAAGAGUUCCUGUCCUACAGUAGACAGCUGGGACCUGAGGAGGUGGAGCCUGAGCAGGCCCCGCCCACCCUCAAGGACUUCCAGAGAGAGAUCGAGUCACUCCACAGGCUCAGUGCUGAGGUGACUCACCUGGAUGAUGUCAUCGUUCUGCACGGCUGGCUGCAGGUUGACCUACGACCUUUCAGAGACGCCCUUCUGUCAGUUAUCGACGGCUGGAAACACAUGUACACGGAUCAUCUGUUGAGCUCAGUGAGCCACAGUCUGCAGCAGGUGACCCAGCGUGAUGCUGACGAUGACGAGGCGGCGUCGUCCUCCAGGUUCCCUCUGACUCAAACCAUCCUCCUGCUGGAAGCUGCAGCUGUGGAGCUUCCUGAACACCUGGCGGCUCAGCUCCAGGUAGUGACAUCACUCUGACAUCACUCUGACAUCACUCUGACACAGGACUAAUCAGCUGUUGUCUCUGUCUUCCAGUGUUGACACGUCUUCCUGUUCUCACGGUCUCAGACUUAUGUACUUAAACACUGGAGAUAAUUAAAAAUAAUAAAAAAAUAAAACCAGA